Molecule: messenger RNA, 5882 nt
Organism: Hyaena hyaena (striped hyena)
Lineage: Eukaryota; Metazoa; Chordata; Mammalia; Carnivora; Hyaenidae
Gene: CLCN5
Product: chloride voltage-gated channel 5
Exons: 15
Coding region: 479-2929 (816 amino acids)
Biological process (GO): transmembrane transport; chloride transport
Cellular component (GO): synaptic vesicle; early endosome; membrane
Molecular function (GO): voltage-gated chloride channel activity
Source: RefSeq, a predicted model, not a curated record
CACGCGCAGACAUUGGCUGUGUUUGGCCGAUACUUGCGAGGCGCCUGUCACAUGAGCCGCGCGCCAGCUCCGCUCCCCCUCCUCCUGGCUGGGCUGUGAAUGAAGCUCUGCCGGCUACGUGGGGCGCUAGCUCGGCUUGGUGUCCUGGACGCCAGAGUUGACUGAGUGCUCGGCCCGCCUGCGGCCGACACGGGCUCCUCCGCCCCUGACCUCAGCGACAGAGCAAAUCAGUUUCCUGGAGUGCCAAGUGAAGUUGUACGUGUGCCCGUGUGAUAACGUCAGUGUAAGCGACCCCGAAUAAGUGAGGGAAAUCCAGAAGUGUGGAACAUAAAAAGCCAGUUCAGGGCUUGAACUUCUUGCAGAAAGUAAGGCCACACAGCGGCUGGUCCAUCUACAUCCCAUUCGAGCCUCCUUACAAAACUGGAGGGCUUUGGGAAACUGAGUGUGUGACCUCAGCGUGGGAGAAGAAAGGAUCAAGAUGGCUAUGUGGCAGGGUGCCAUGGAUAACAGAGGCUUUCAGCAGGGGAGUUUCAAUAGCUUCCGGAGCAGCUCUAGUGAUGAAGACUUGAUGGACAUACCAGGGACAGCUAUGGAUUUUUCCAUGAGAGAUGAUGUUCCUCCCUUAGAUGGAGAAAUAGAAGAGGACAAGUCAUACAAUGGUGGAGGAAUAGGUUCUUCAAAUAGGAUGAUGGACUUCUUGGAGGAGCCAAUCCCUGGUGUGGGGACCUAUGAUGAUUUCAAUACAAUUGAUUGGGUGAGGGAGAAGUCUCGAGACCGGGAUAGGCACCGAGAGAUUACCAAUAAAAGCAAAGAGUCAACAUGGGCCUUAAUUCACAGUGUGAGCGAUGCUUUUUCUGGCUGGUUGUUGAUGCUACUUAUUGGGCUUUUAUCAGGUUCCUUAGCUGGCUUGAUAGACAUUUCUGCUCAUUGGAUGACAGACUUAAAAGAAGGCAUAUGCACAGAGGGAUUCUGGUUUAAUCAUGAACACUGUUGCUGGAACUCUGAGAAUGUUACCUUCGAAGACAGAGACAAAUGCCCUGAGUGGAAUAGCUGGUCCCAGCUUCUCAUCAGCACAGAUGAGGGAGCCUUUGCCUACAUAGUCAAUUAUUUCAUGUAUGUCCUCUGGGCUCUCCUAUUUGCCUUCCUUGCUGUGUCUCUUGUCAAGGUAUUUGCGCCUUAUGCCUGCGGCUCUGGAAUUCCUGAGAUAAAAACUAUCUUGAGUGGUUUUAUUAUUAGGGGCUAUUUGGGUAAGUGGACCCUAAUUAUCAAAACCAUCACGUUGGUGCUGGCCGUGUCAUCUGGCCUGAGCCUGGGCAAAGAGGGCCCCCUAGUGCACGUGGCUUGCUGCUGUGGGAACAUUCUGUGCCACUGCUUCAACAAAUACAGGAAGAAUGAAGCUAAGCGCAGAGAGGUCUUGUCAGCUGCAGCAGCAGCUGGUGUAUCCGUAGCCUUUGGGGCACCGAUUGGCGGAGUAUUAUUCAGCCUAGAAGAGGUCAGCUACUAUUUCCCCCUCAAAACGUUGUGGCGUUCAUUCUUUGCUGCCUUGGUGGCAGCAUUUACUCUACGUUCCAUCAAUCCCUUUGGGAACAGCCGCCUGGUUCUGUUUUAUGUGGAGUUUCACACCCCAUGGCAUCUCUUUGAGCUUGUGCCGUUCAUUCUGCUGGGCAUAUUUGGUGGUCUGUGGGGAGCUUUGUUUAUCCGCACCAACAUCGCCUGGUGUCGGAAGCGUAAGACCACUCAGUUGGGCAAGUAUCCUGUCAUAGAGGUACUCGUUGUGACAGCCAUCACUGCCAUCCUGGCUUUCCCCAAUGAAUAUACCCGCAUGAGCACAAGUGAGCUCAUUUCUGAGCUGUUUAAUGACUGUGGCCUUCUGGACUCCUCCAAGCUCUGUGACUAUGAGAACCGUUUCAACACAAGCAAGGGGGGUGAACUGCCCGACAGACCGGCUGGUGUGGGAGUCUACAGUGCCAUGUGGCAGCUGGCCUUGACACUCAUACUGAAAAUUGUCAUCACUAUAUUCACCUUUGGCAUGAAGAUCCCGUCUGGCCUGUUUAUCCCCAGCAUGGCUGUUGGUGCUAUAGCAGGCCGACUUUUAGGAGUAGGAAUGGAGCAGCUGGCUUAUUACCACCAUGAUUGGGCCAUCUUCAAUAGCUGGUGUAGUCAAGGAGCAGAUUGCAUCACCCCUGGCCUUUAUGCGAUGGUUGGGGCUGCAGCCUGCUUAGGUGGGGUGACUCGGAUGACUGUUUCUCUUGUUGUCAUAAUGUUUGAACUAACUGGUGGCUUGGAAUACAUUGUGCCUCUGAUGGCUGCAGCCAUGACAAGCAAAUGGGUGGCAGAUGCUCUGGGGCGGGAGGGCAUCUAUGAUGCCCACAUUCGUCUCAAUGGUUACCCCUUUCUUGAAGCCAAAGAAGAGUUUGCUCAUAAAACUCUGGCAAUGGAUGUGAUGAAACCCCGGAGAAAUGAUCCUUUAUUGACUGUCCUUACUCAGGACAGUAUGACUGUGGAAGAUAUAGAGACUAUCAUCAGUGAAACCACUUACAGUGGCUUCCCAGUGGUGGUGUCUCGGGAAUCCCAAAGACUUGUGGGUUUCGUCCUCCGAAGAGAUCUCAUCAUUUCAAUCGAAAAUGCUCGCAAAAAACAGGAUGGAGUUGUGAGCACUUCCAUCAUUUAUUUCACUGAGCAUUCUCCUCCAAUGCCACCAUACACACCACCCACCCUAAAGCUUCGGAAUAUCCUGGAUCUCAGCCCCUUCACUGUGACUGACCUUACACCCAUGGAGAUUGUAGUGGAUAUCUUCCGCAAGUUGGGACUGCGGCAGUGCUUGGUUACGCAUAAUGGGCGAUUGCUUGGAAUCAUUACCAAAAAGGAUGUGCUAAAGCAUAUAGCACAGAUGGCGAACCAAGAUCCUGACUCCAUUCUCUUCAACUAGAAUCACAGGGUUGUGCUGGAUAUAAAACAGGAAGGACAUUGCAGACCAUGGACGUAUUUUAUUAACUGGGUACCCAAAACACAUUUCCCAUAUUUGGAUGGUGAAGUUAUAUUAGUGUAUUGUCUAUUUCCUAUAAGUUAACCAGUUGCACUACAUAAUCUCUGGAAUUUAAUCUUCUCUUUAGUAGAAAAUACAGUUAGGCUUCUGUGAUAUUGCAUUAGAAAAAUUUCAUGAGAGAGUAAGCAAGAUUGCUAGGUUUUAAUUCUUUAAAUUUUUUUUUAGUUUAAAACAUAAUUGUUAGACAAUAUGCAAUCACUGAAAACUAUGCAAUAAAAAUUCCAACCGUCCUGACCUUUGGCCUGCAGAAAACUCAUGACCAAGUCACUUUUUUUGACUCUAACUGUCAUUGGUGGAAGAUGAAGUGUAAACUAAGGGGCUUUGCUUUUCUGAACACAGAAAGGAAAGCCAGAAGGAAAAUAGUAAUGCUGUUUUCCAGACUGUGAAAAUUCAAUUCAAAUGUUAUCCUGUUCCUGUUACAAUAUUUAGCAUUAUUAGUUUGUGUGUGUAUAUAUGUAUGUUAAUUUUAAUAUCUGAUUAUAAGACAAUGCUGCUUUGGUUAACCAACUCUAAAUGAAUUUAGAGAGGUUGACUUUUAUAGCUUGCUUGUUCCUGGUACUCUUUUGAAGUGCACAAAGAUAAGUUAUGGAACUUUCUCCUUGUCUGCCAAAGGGUGAUUUUCCAGAUAGUAUUUGUUGGCCAGUAGACAAGGACUUUGCCGUGAAUUUGUUAGUAACAAGGAAUGAUUUCUCCAGCUUCCUUGAAAAGAAUGAUUAGUAAAGUUCUAAGCAGAGUCAGUGACUAGGAAUUUCACAUUUUUUGUGAGGUCCCAACUAAUUCUCUUACCCAGAUGCCACCUCCAUGAGUGAUGGUGCUUUAGGCUUCUGGAAUAUGUAAGAAUAGUAAAGGGAACCAAAUCUGGACUGCAUACUGAUAAACCAGGGAAGUUCCUGAGCUCUAUCUGCAUUCUCAUGCAUUCCUUCGUAAAGACCACCAGUACUAAAAUAACUGGGCACUCAUGCCUCCUCCCAGUGUUAAGUACAUAUAACAGGCCAGUUGUUGUCCCUGUGAACAUGAAUUUAGGCUUGGGGUACUUUCAAAUCCAUUUGAGGCAUUGGAAUAGGAUAGGCAGCUGUGACUCCCUUGGGGCUCCUUAGAAUUCUAAAUAAAAGGCAGAACCAUCCUAAGACCCAGGGGUGUGGACAAGGCCUGGUGACACCAAAGGUGCUUGUAUCCAAUUGAAAAGGUGCCUGUCUCAAUUUUCUACCACGUUUACUGCAGUAGAAAAACAUCACACUGUAGGGACACCCGGUUGAGUCACAGAGCCACCACCAUCAUUCCAACACCGGUUUCAUUUUCUGUUGUUUUCCCCAUGUGCAGCUGGUCCCUCUUGUUCCCCUCCAUUCUUUUCCUCUCCCUCUCCUCAGUCCUGAGUACUGUCUUUGGGACUGAGCGCCAUGCCUGGUUAAUCAUUCCGAUUUCAAAAAAUAACCCCCAGGGCUAGUUAAAUUGUAAACCAGGGCUCAGCAAUCUUAGGGCACACAGACCAGAGGGAACACACAGCCAUUUGCUUUGCUCUGUAGCCCAGUUGCUGCCUCUGCACCUGCCUCCCUUCCUGUGCCCAUGCCCACCUCAGCAAGACUUAACUGCCAGGGCUGCAGAGUUCAGCCUUUCCUGUUUGACAAGUCUGUUAACCCCGCCCCCCCCACCCCCCACCUUACACUACCCUUCCAGCCUAGAACCAGCAGUCACUAGGCAUAUCCUCCCCCACCCCCCUCCGUCUCUCCCAACACCUCAGGGUUCCUCAUUUUAAAAGUUUCUGAGCCCUGAAUCUAGGAUUCCUUCCUUCCUUCCUUCCUUUCGUUUGUUCGUUCAUUCAUUCUUUUGUUCUUUCGUUCUUUUGUACCUAUCUUUCCAACAUCUCAAAUUCUUUUAUUGCCUAGAACCGGGCAGCCAAAGCUUUUAUUGAUUUUUAUCUUUCAAAUAUCAAGGCAGUUGCCAGAGUUUCUUUUUUUAAAGUAUAUCACUCUAACAUUUUAAUUAAAGAAAAAACUCCCUAGGUUAUAUUCUAUUAUAGUCAUGACUCAGUCACUUUACAUCUUUUCUCCCUUCUGUGCCACUGAUUUCCUCAUAUGAGAUGAGGCUAUGUGCCAGACCACCCCUGUGUAUUGCAUAGAAGUCAUUCUUAUCUGUAUAUUUCUAGUUCACUACCUGUCUUAUUAGCCGUCCAGCUAGUUUGCAAAACAGGAAGCGUUAGUAUUUCUGGUAUUUGAUGACAGUGAAAAGUUUGGUCUCCUUUCAUAGGGCAGCAGCGAUAUGGAGGGUGCCUAAGUUUGCCUUUGUGUUUCUUUUAGGCUCUGUUUUUGAUUCUAGACAGAUGAGCCAGUGUUAAGGUGCUACUUCAGAGAAUUAAUUCAAGAAAUCAGAUAACACUGUGCCAGGGUAUACUUUCUAGAUGCUAAGCACCAAUUGGCCCUCCAGAGAAUAAUAUCCUUUUGAUACCUCACUCCUGAUAAAUCUCAUCCAUUAACCUCAGGAAUCCUUAUAACACAUAUGCUAGAAGUAGCUAUAGUGUAUGGUAUUCAUUAUAUGUCCAAUCCUAUGGUUUGGCUCAAAGGUUGGCUAAUUGUGGCUAGAGCUCUCCUCUAGACUGCUAGCUCAGCACCUUAACACUCAAGAGUUUCUUGUCGUAAGGCGAAGGAAAAUGUUCUUUCUUCCAUCGCUAAUUCAACACUUGGACAUACUUAACCAACAAACAAAGCUGAUACAAUGAGAUCUGUCAGUCGCCUCAAAUGGCCACAUACCUCAAUGGUAAAAGACUAGAUAAUCUGUGAUUGGCAAAUUAAUUUGGGUUGAGACUAGUCUGUUAUGUCAUUAAGAAAAGAAAAUUUCCCAA